GGAGAUUGUAUGGACGGAUCACAUUAGUAUUCCUGUCCUAUCAAUGUGCGGGGCCACGACCAACGUCAGCCGGACCGACUCGGUGCGUCUGCCAGUCCCGCCACGGAUUCAUCUGGGAUCCUCACACAGACCAGCCAGCAAAGACGAGGGAUCAAGGCGACCGAUUAGCGCCAGUUGCCUGCUGCGGAUCAGUUCGCCCCUUCCAGGCCUGGCGACUGUGGAGGGAGGGGAGAGACGAGCGGCGCACCGCUGCGGGAAGACACCGAAGCAAGAGCGACACCCCCUCCCGCCCCCCACCUUGCAGCGCAGGCUUUUGAACGCCGCUUCCCCCAUCUGAAUGGAAACUCGGAACCGCCCGGCGGCGCGUUCCUCCUCGCUCAGUCUGUCAAUCCAUGCCGAGAGGAAGGCGGUGCAAGUCCGCGCCAGCAGCGUCCAGCUCCCGGGACAGGGCCGGCAACGCUGCUGAGCAGAACUUGAUCGCGCCUCUUCGUCGCUGCUAGUGGAAGCGAUGCUGCACCGCACAGGCAGCGCUUCCCCGGCUCUCCUUCAGGCUGAAGGUUACCCACCCGCGCAGCCAGCCGCAACCUUGUGAGCCGCGCGCCUCAGGUCCCGGCUCCGGCUGCUCCGCGGCGGCGUGCAGGGGGCAACCACCGGGCCGCCCGCGCCGGGGCGCACUGCACCAGCGGCUUCGGCUUAGUGGAUGUGUAUGCAUGAGUUCUGCACCGAAUGGGCGCAAAAAGCGCCCCAGUCGGUCCACCCGCUCCUCGAUCUUCCAGAUCAGCAAGCCUCCGCUGCAGAGCGGGGAUUGGGAGCGCAGGGGCAGCGGCUCCGAAAGCGCCCAAAAAACCCAACGAGCCCUGGACGACUGUAAGAUGCUUGUCCAAGAGUUCAACACACAAGUGGCCCUGUACCGAGAGUUGGUCAUUUCCAUCGGGGACGUCUCAGUCAGUUGCCCCUCACUACGGGCGGAAAUGCACAAGACAAGAACCAAAGGCUGUGAAAUGGCCCGUCAGGCACACCAAAAGCUGGCUGCCAUCUCAGGCCCGGAAGAUGGUGAGAUCCAUCCCGAAAUCUGCCGGCUUUACAUCCAGCUGCAGUGUUGCCUAGAGAUGUACACAACGGAGAUGCUGAAAUCCAUUUGUCUGCUGGGGUCUCUUCAGUUUCAUCGAAAAGGAAAGGAAGCUAGUGGGGGAGCGAAGAGUUUGGAGAGCAAAACUGAGGAGAACGCUGAACCACCUGCCCUGGAGGACUCCUCCCUGUCCCCGCUAGACGGCCAGCAGCAGUCCUGGCAGGUUUCCACGGACAUCGAGAACACUGAAAGAGACAUGCGGGAAAUGAAAAACCUCCUCAGCAAACUCAGGGAAACCAUGCCUUUACCGCUGAAAAAUCAAGAUGACAGCAGCCUUCUGAAUUUAACUCCCUACCCCAUGGUCAGAAGACGGAAGAGAAGGUUCUUCGGGUUGUGUUGUCUUGUGUCAAGCUAGGCGGUUCCCCCUGGAAACUCACCGCAGAGAUCGCCUGAAAAACACCCCAGAACUGGAAACCUCCACACAGCCAAACGCCGAGAAUGGUUUUGACCACCUUUUUUAUGCUUCCUUCUUACUUUUAUCUGCCUCUCCCUGCCCUUUUCAAUAAUUUUACACUUGAAAGCAGCUGUCAUCAAGGAAAAAAAAAAAGAACAGAUUCAAAAAUUGCAGCCUGUUUUUAAAGGGGUUUUUAAAAGUUGACAUUGUGCAUGUCUGCUCUGAACCAUGCCAUGACAGAUGCAAGAAUUAUGAUUUUUAAAUUAUUUAAAGGUUUUUUUUAAAAUGUAUUAUACAGAGAAAAAUUAUUUCACAUAUAAUAGUAUAUCUGUAGCUCUUGCUGAUCUCAUGUUAAUCAUUUACCAGAUAUGAAAGAUGUCUCUAAACAUAGAAAUCUAUUUUAAACAGCAAAACUGUUCAAAAACGCAACCUAUGAGUAUCAUUAGAAAUAAUACUAUACCCGAACACACACCACCUCACGUGUUGUUUUCCCUAAGCUCAUUUACAUUUAGUCUUCCAUUCUGUCAGAAUCUAAGUGUCACCAUAAAAAAAUCAUAAUUUAUAGUGCAACAAAACCAUAUAUGAAACAUGUAUUUUGUAAAUACUCAAUAAUCCUAUUAUCUUCGUACACUGCAUAUGGGCAACUAAUUUCCUUUUAAUCCAAUGGUGUCUUUUUAAGCUUCUUGGAAAAUGAAGUUAUCCAGUUAGGAAAUGGUGUAGUAACCUAUACAAUUACCCUCAGAUGUAAAACUGAAUAUUAUCACAUUUUGUUUGAAUUGAAACCUGAAGCAUGGAGUCCGCACAUCAGCAUAGUGUUCAAUCUUUUAGGGCAUGCCAGAAUUAGCUCAGAAAAUAAACUCUUUAACAUUUUACAUUAUUAAUGAAGAAAAUGUUUUAGUUGAGCUUAGCUUGUCUCAUUUUAGAUGACUAUGCAGAUACGGCUUUUCCAAUGUUACUCUGUGUCUUGUCUUAAUGUCUAGCAUCUUGAGAGCAGGACACACUAAGCAAUACUGUAUUUUAGCAAAGGGGGAGCCACCUACUAUGCUUCCACGCUCAUGGCUCUGUUCUUGCACUGAACUGGUUCUAUGGUACAAAUCCCAUUUUCUUUUACUUUCUUCUGUCCUCCCUUUGACCCUUUUCCCGAGCAGAAUUCGCCGUGAGUUGGAAGAUGGAUCUUUGCACUUUUUGCCUUGUUCUCCAUUCUCUGAACAGUCUUCAAGUCAGACAGGAGGUGCUGGUGCCCAACCUUGAGAGGGACAAACUAGCUUCAAGUGGUGGCUUUAAGCCCGGGUCUGGCUAGGCACUGAUUUGGACACUGACAUCAAUAUCCUGGCCUAAAAACAAAAUGGUGUAAAGCCUUUCACUUUACAGAACAUGGAAAACAUGGACAAUUAUUGUAUUCGGUUGAAUUCUAUGAAAUGGCUGAUAUCUGACUGUUUUGACCUAUUUAAAAAUGGCAGUUUCACAUAAUUCAACCUAAUAUCUGGAAAGAAAACUGUACAGUACUUUAAAUUUUCUCCUAUCUUUUUGUAUUAAAAGUGAAAGAAUUCAGGGAUGAAAAAGGCCUCCAAAGUCUCUCACUGGUCUGCAUUUCCGUUCCACCAGUUGCUGUGGGCUAAUCUCUUGGAACCCCACACUACGUUCCACUGAGCCUUUAACUGAUGCUUUCAUUGUUACAGACAUGAGUGGAUUCACUAGAAGAAGUACUUCUGACAACUUACAGGAGAAAAUUAUAGUUGUUCUGAAUUGGAGUGUUCAUGAAGCAAUGGAAGGAAUGUGUUAUUUAGACUCCUGACAAAGCAAGGAACCGCUCGCUCCCAGCUCACCUGGCCCCGACAUCUUGACUAAGCUUCGUAUUCCCUCCAGAAUACAGGUCUCUUCAAGUGAGAUAGAGGUUAUCUCAUUUAUGAGCUAUUGUUUCUAAAUGGCAUGUUCUCAGCCCCCGUCUCUGUUCUGUCACACUCUCUGACUGAACUGAACCCCACACUUCAGCCUUGUUCCUAGCAAUCCAUGCAGACUUGCUGACGGAUAAGCCCGCAGGGUGCAGGGUGCAGCACGCUCCUGUUGCUGCCUGACCUAAAUCGCUCCGGCUUUAGUUCAUUUGCGUUCGCUCUCUCCUUAGUUGCAACGUGAUAAUAACACCUUUUGUGCAAUUGUCCUUUGUACAACUGAAGACUGUUAAAAAAAAAAAAAAUCAGGUCUCACCUCCAUGUCUGAGAACGCCAUGGUAGCUAUUCAUGGAGAUGGGAAUACGUCUAAUCGCCUAGCCAGACUUCUGUAUUUAAGGUAAUAUAGUCCAAGCACCUUACCUUUUAUUCAGUGCCUGUUCUCCAGCCUUUGCUCAGUUUUAUAGCUCCCACAGACACACUCUGAGAUUUACAGACAACCAUGAAGUAGCAGGUCCUAAAGCAACCUUUAGUAAUCUAAGCUCUGAUAACUAUGUUGGCUUCUGGUUGCCGUCGGUGAUUCACCACCUCCCCUUAGAUAUGCCAAGUGCAUCCGGUAGGAGCUGCCCCUCUCUCCUGUCACCUUGCCAAUGGACUGUCUCAGGUGUGGUUCCAUGAGAUAAAGCUGCUGCCUCCCUCCCUGCGGAAGGUUAUCUUUGAGCUUACAGAAGCACCCAGCCCAUCUGGCGUAGGAGAAAACGCUGACUAUUGUCUCACAAACAAACCCACAUGCUUCAAACAGAAAAGAAUGACACUUUUUUGCGUGUGGCACACACUCAUUUUAUCACCUUACUUUUUAUUACCUAUUUUAGCUUUUCCUGCAAAUUGUAAAGAAUACAUUUGUGUGUGUGUGUGUGUGUGUGUGUGUGUGUGUGUAUGUGUGUGUGUGAAACCUGUAGAACAUCACCAUGUAUAAAAGUAAGUAUCAUCUGGACCCCCCCUCCACAAAUGUUUUGUGUAAAACCAAGUUCCUGGGCUCUAAAUCAGUUGGGGGCAGACCCAAAGGCUUCUUCGAAGAAAUAUGAAGUAACAGUAAGGCCAAAGGUUCACUUCGAUGUCUGAUCCCUGAUGUGUAGCGUCUAGAUGCAGACCCACUGAGAGCUGCCCUGUUGUACCAUUCGUUGUUUGGGUACAAAGAAAGCUAUAGAUGCAUCAAGAGUCCUAAUGCCGGCGAAAUUCUCAAGCCUGCCCAACCUUUGGGUUCCUCCUUACGCCUGUGAAAAGUUAGGAUGCUCAUAUUUAGGCAAUGCUGCCACCUAGUGGAAGGCCAGCUUCACAAUGACACAAAGCAAGUAUUCAAACCCGUCUCGUUUAUUUUAGAAAACCCGUGAAUGGACCAGAUUAACAACGAACCCAUUAGGACUUCCAAACUGUGAACAUCUCAGGAUUGAAAGAAUUACGAA
Microtus ochrogaster (prairie vole) is the source of this 4872-nucleotide messenger RNA. RefSeq names its product regulator of G protein signaling 7 binding protein (gene Rgs7bp). The record is from RefSeq and is a predicted model, not a curated record. NCBI's taxonomy places the organism in Eukaryota, Metazoa, Chordata, Mammalia, Rodentia, Cricetidae.